Messenger RNA from Otolemur garnettii (small-eared galago), 3831 nucleotides. It is a transcript of the gene CRB2, whose product is annotated as crumbs 2, cell polarity complex component. Gene Ontology annotation, cellular component: protein-containing complex; plasma membrane. The record is from RefSeq and is a predicted model, not a curated record. Gene Ontology annotation, molecular function: calcium ion binding. Lineage: Eukaryota; Metazoa; Chordata; Mammalia; Primates; Galagidae. The transcript has 13 exons. Gene Ontology annotation, biological process: heterophilic cell-cell adhesion; establishment or maintenance of epithelial cell apical/basal polarity. Bases 1 to 3831 code for a protein of 1276 amino acids.
AUGGCGCUGGCCAGGCCUGGGACCUGGGCCCCUAGGGCCCCAGUCCCUGUCCUGCUGCUGCUGCUCGGAACUCCGGCCCUUGCCCUCCUAGCUGGGACAGAGCCUCCAGAGUCCCUGAGUUCCUGUGCCUCAGACCCCUGUGCUCCAGGGACCCAGUGCCAGAAUACUGACAGCGGUGGCUACACCUGUGGGCCUGUGGAGCCACAGGGCUGUGACAGCCAGCCAUGCUACCAUGGUGCCCUGUGUGUGCCGCAGGGUUCGGGUCCCAGUGGCUUCCGCUGCUACUGUGUGCCCGGUUUCCAGGGCCCACACUGCGAGCUGGACAUCAAUGAGUGUGCAUCCCGGCCCUGCCACCAUGGGGCCACCUGCCACAACCUGGCUGAUCGCUAUGAGUGCCUCUGCCCCCUCGGCUAUGCAGGUGUGACCUGCGAGGCCGAGGUGGAUGAGUGCGCCUCUGCGCCCUGCCUGCACGGGGGCACGUGCCAGGACCGCGUGGGCUCCUACAGCUGCAAGUGCGCGCCGGGCUACGAGGGUGACCGCUGCCAGCUGGACCUCGACGAGUGCCAGAGCCAGCCGUGCGCACACGGGGGCACGUGCCACGAUCUGGUCAACGGGUUCCGGUGCGACUGCGCUGACACAGGCUACGAGGGCGAACGCUGCGAACAGGAGGUGCUGGAGUGCGCGUCGGCGCCCUGCGCGCACAACGCGACCUGCCUUGAAGGCCUUGGGAGCUUCAGCUGCCUCUGCUGGCCAGGCUAUAGCGGCGAUCGAUGUGAGGUGGACAUAGACGAGUGUGCGGCAGGCCCCUGCCAGCACGGGGGCCAGUGCCUGCAGCGCUCCAACCCUGCCCUCUAUGGGGGAGUCCACGCCACCUUCCCUGGAGCCUUCAGCUUCCACCAUGCGGCUGGCUUCCUGUGCCACUGCCCUCCUGGCUUUGAGGGGGACGACUGCAGUGUGGACGUGGAUGAGUGUGCCUCACAGCCAUGCCUCAACGGAGGCCACUGCCAGGACCUGCCCAGCAGCUUCCAGUGUCACUGCCGGGAAGGCUACGCAGGCCUGACCUGUCAGGAAGAUGUGGAUGAAUGCCUCUCGGAUCCUUGCCUCCAUGGCGGAACCUGCAAUGAUGCUGUGGCAGGCUACAUCUGCAGGUGCCCAGAGGCCUGGGGUGGGCCCAAUUGUUCUGUGCAGCUCACUGGCUGCCAGGGCCACACCUGUCCGCUGGCUGCCACUUGCAUCCCUGUCUUCGAAUCUGGAGUCCACAGUUAUAUCUGCCUUUGCCCACCUGGUACCCAUGGACCUUUGUGUGGCCAGAAUACUACCUUCUCUGUGGUGGCAGGGAGCCCUGUGCAGGCAUCUGUGCCAGCUGGUAGCCCCCUCGGUCUGGCACUGAGGUUUCGCACUACUCUGCCCACUGGGGCUUUGGCCACUCGCGCUAGCACCCAGGACAGCUUAGAGCUGGCACUGGUGGAGGCUAUACUUCAGGCCACACUCUGGAGCCAUGACACCACUGUGCUUGUCCUGAGACUGCCAGACCUGGCCCUAAAUGAUGGCCAGUGGCACCAGGUGGAGGUGGUGCUUCAUCCUGGGACCCUGGAGCUACGGCUGUGGCAUGAGGCCUGCCCUGCCCAGCUCUGUGUGGCCUCUGGUCCUGUGACUCUGGCUCCUACAGCUUUGGUGGCCCCUGUUGGGCACUUCUCUGCCCAGCUUGGUGGCGCAGCGUUUGCGGGUUGCCUCCAAGAUGUGCAUGUGGAUGGACACCUCCUGCUGCCUGAGAAUCUCAGUGAGAAUGUCCUCGUGGGCUGCGAGCACCGGGAACAGUGCCAGCCUCUGCCUUGUGCCCAUGGAGGGGCCUGUGUAGACUUGUGGACUCAUUUCCGUUGUGACUGCCCCAGGCCACAUAGGGGGCCCACAUGCGCUGAUGAGAUUCCUGCUGCUACCUUUGGCUUGGGGGGCACCCUGAGCUCUGCCUCCUUUCUGCUCCAAGAGCCUCCAGCCCCCAACCUCACUGUGUCCUUCUUCCUCCGCACCCGGGAGCCCGCUGGCCUUCUGCUCCAAUUUGCCAACGACUCAGCAGCUGGCCUGACAGUAUUCCUGAGUGACGGUCAGAUCCGGGCGGAGGCGCUGGGCAGUCCUACCGUGGUGCUUCCCGGGCGCUGGGAUGAUGGGCUCCGCCGCCUGGUGAUGCUCACCUUUGGGCCUGACCAGCUGCAGGACCUGGGGCCGCAGGUGCACGUGGGUGGAAGGCUCCUCCCUGCUGACAGCCAGCCCUGGGGUGGGCCCUUCCGAGGCUGCCUCCAGGACCUGCAACUCAAUGGCCACCAUCUCCCCUUCUUUCCUCUGAGGCCACUGGAGAACUCAAGCCAACCCAGCGAGCUUGGUGGCAGGCAGUUCCAGAACCUCACCAUGGGCUGCAUCUCUGAGGACACGUGCACUCCUGACCCCUGUUUCAACGGUGGGACUUGCCUUGUCACCUGGAAUGAUUUCCACUGCACCUGCCCAGCCAACUUCACAGGGCCCACAUGUGCCCAGCAGCUGUGGUGCCCUGGCCAGCCCUGUCUCCCACCGGCCACCUGUGAAGAGGUCCCUGAUGGCUUUGUCUGUGUAGCCGAAACCACAUUCCGUGAGGGGCCCCCUGCCGCAUUCAGCGUGUUGUCAGGGCACUGGCUCAGCGGUAUCUCUCUGGCCUUCCGCACGCGUGACCGUGAGGCCUGGCUACUGCGCGCUACAGCGGGCACCCAGGCUGGCGUGUGGCUGGCAGUGCGCAACGGUUCCCUCGUGGCUGGAGUGCGGGGCCAUGGCCUGCCUGGCGCUGUGCUGCCUGCGCCCGGGCCGCGCAUAGCCGACGGUGCCUGGCACCGCGUGCGCCUGGCCAUGGAACGCCCGACGGCUGCUUCUUCGCGCUGGCUAUUGUGGUUGGACAGUGCGGCGACGCCCAUGGCGCUGCGUGGCCUGGCCGGAGACCUGGGCUUUUUGCACGGGCCGGGUGCCGCCCGCAUCCUGCUGGCCGAGAACUUCACUGGAUGCCUAGGGCGCGUGGCACUCGGUGGCCUCCCACUGCCACUGGGGCGGCCGCGGCCCGGCGCGACUCUGGGCCCCCGAGAGCACUUUGUGGCCUGGCCGGGUUCAUCGGUGGUGCGCCUCGGCUGCAGCAGCGCGCCCGUGUGUGAGCCCUCGCCCUGCCUGCACGGUGGCACCUGCCGCGACCUCUUUGAUGCCUUUGCCUGUGCCUGCGGGCCGGGCUGGGAGGGCCACCGCUGUGAGGCUCGCGCUGACCCGUGUCGCUCUGCACCCUGCGCCCGCGGCCGCUGUCACGUUCGCCCUGAUGGGCGCUUUGAGUGCCGCUGCCUACCCGGCUUUGUGGGCCCACGCUGCAGGUUGCCUGCUCCACCCGAGGAAUGUAGCCUGAACCUCACCUGCCCCUGUCAGGGUGGGCCCCGGGGUGCCAACUGUAGCUGCCAAGAGGGCUUUGCUGGCCAGAGGUGUCGGAUCCCUUCUCCGCCCUGUGAAGCCAAUCCAUGCUUGAACGGAGGCACCUGCCGGGCAGCUGCCGGGGUGUCUGAGUGUAUCUGCAGUGCCAGAUUCUCCGGCCAGUUCUGCGAAGUGGCGAAGGGCACACCCAUGCCGCUGCCGUUCCCACUGCUGGAGGUGGUGGUGCCUGCAGCCUGUGCCUGCCUCCUUCUCCUCCUCCUGGGCCUCCUCUCAGGAAUCUUGGCAGCCAGAAAGCGCCGUCAGUCUGAAGGCACCUAUAGCCCGAGCCAGCAAGAGGUGGCCGGGGCCCGGCUGGAGAUGGACAGCGUCCUCAAAGUGCCACCCGAAGAGAGACUCAUCUAG